CUAAAUCGAGGCUAACCCUGAGAAAUAGAGAACUCGAAACUGGAGCGUUGAUGGUACCCAUUAACCUUUGCAAAAUUAAGAUGGAAAAUAAUUUCCUAUCCUAUAUAUCGUAGAAAAUCAUGGCUCUAUGGAUAAAGCUGGUUUUUGUGAUUGCUUCAACAAGAAAAGAAAAGAAGAUCCUGUCAUAUUGUUUCCUUGUGGUAUUCUCACCAUCCAAGUCCAGGAGAUAUGGCAUUUGCGUUACUAAAACUGUCUUUCCAGAUUUUGAUGUUUUUUAGGAUAUUGUGGCUUACCUCUUGUACGACAGAUUGCUUUUGCUGCACAUUCAAUACACAUAAAUUAGGUUGGAGAGAGGGCCGAGGUGAGUGUAGAAAAUAUGGGGGUGACUUGGUAACCAUGGAAACGGAAGAGAAAUGGAAAUUCAUUAAUUCAAAGAUUCAAGGGAUCAAUAAGUAUCCCAAUGAAUGGUACAUUGGCCUGAAAAAAGAAGGAGGAGAAUGGAAAUGGGUGAACGACAGAAUACUUUCAAUAAACAAGUGGCAAAGAGAUGUACAUGAACCAAACGGUGAUGGGGAAUGUGUGGCUAUGGCUAAGAACUAUCCACCCGGAACACAAGGACUCUUUAAAGACCUCGACUGUUUACACCUAUAUAUGUAUGUGUGUGAGUACAGAAAAGGGAAUCCAAGAUGCAAGGACGGUUAUUAUCCACCUCGCUGUAUCGAAACAAAUCUGGGUUCCACUCCUGCAACACCUACACAAUCGGCUGCCUCCACAACACAACCUACUCCAUUGGGAGCGACACCUACUUACAAAACCCAGACAGCAAGUGCAAUAUCUACGCCAAAUGAUAAAAGAACUUCUGAACGAGACGAAGUUAGCCAACGACAACCGUCAGAGAUGGCCAGCAUUAGAUGCAUAAAUAUCAAUGAAGGGAGCUCGUCCAUGCCCGAGCAAAUAACCGAGACCGAUGCCGUUAUAUAUGCUGAUAUAAAAGAUGRCCAUGCACGUUUUGAAAAUCCUGAAACAACMACCUAUGCUGAGAUACACGAUUACAUGUCACCAUGUUCUCACCCUGUACCAGCAUAUCCUGGACCAUAUGAAGCUACUGAAAAAUACGAGGGGCAAGUAUGUCAAUCCGUUGAUAACAAAGACACUGGAGAAGAUGAUGUUGAUGAUACACAGUAUGAAAAUGCUCCCAAUAGUGCAACCCAGCAGCCAGGAGAAAAGAUUCUGGAUCCUAAAAUUGACCCAGAUGAACAGCUAACCGUAACUAAUGCUAUCUACGCCACGGUUGACAAGUCCAAGAAAAAAAAAUCAGCGAAUAAACAAGUGGAGUUCGACCCUGUGUACGCACAGGUUGACAAAAGUGCAAAAACCAAGGUUAGUUUACGCCUGAGCAUCACGUGGUGUAGGGGUACCUGCUUUGCUCUCGUGUCAGGUUAG
Messenger RNA from Actinia tenebrosa (Australian red waratah sea anemone), 1443 nucleotides. RefSeq lists its product as uncharacterized. The record is from RefSeq and is a predicted model, not a curated record. Lineage: Eukaryota; Metazoa; Cnidaria; Anthozoa; Actiniaria; Actiniidae.